This is a messenger RNA of Meloidogyne enterolobii, 2552 nucleotides long. The record is from the annotation of a GenBank genome assembly. NCBI's taxonomy places the organism in Eukaryota, Metazoa, Nematoda, Chromadorea, Rhabditida, Meloidogynidae.
UGUCGUUUUUUAAAUGCUUGAAAAGGGAUUGUUGCGUGCCAAUAGUUAGAGCAUGGAGUUGAGUGCUUAUAAUCUUUUGAGUUUUUUGCCGCUGUGGAGGAAGCGGCUGCCGGGCUGAUAAUGCGGUCAUUUUAACCCGAUGUGUCCCAGUUUUUCCAAAAUACAGAUCUUUAAAGAAUUUUUUAUUAUUCUAGGUUAAUCAUUUUACAUUUGUUUUUCCUUUUUUGUUAACAAUUUUUUGUUUAAAAAAUAAUUUUCGCAAUUUUUGUAGAACGAUGGAUACUGAUAAUUCUGAUAAUGAUGAUGUAUUUACUGUCGAUGAAUUGGAACAACUUGAGCAAAUGCGCAAUGAUUUAUUGGCUGAAUUGAAAGGAAGCGAGGAUCAACAAGAUGAGAGUAUUGAAUAUGAAGGAAUUGAAAAUGAAGAGAUGAAUAAUGUUGUGAAGGAUUUGCAAGAUGCUUCUGAUGGUGCUAAUCCUAAUGAGUCUAUUCAACAAAACGAAUCUUUUGAGGAAGAAGUAAUACAAGAGGAAGAUGACGAUUCUGAUAGUGAAGAAGAUUUUAAUCAAGAAGAAAUCUCCGAACAUAUUGACAAUUUAUUGGAAGAACCAAUUAAAGAAGGUGUAAAAACAACUCCAAAACAUUUAUCAAAAAGAUUUAAACGUGUUUUGGAAUACCGUGCAAACGAUCACUUUAAUGUUUUGCCUGAUGGUUGGGUGGAAAUUACUCAUGCUAGCGGUCUUCCUGUUUAUUUGCACAAACCUACUCGUGUCUGCACAUUUUCGCGACCUUAUUUUAUUGGAAGAAGUUCAAUUAGAAAACACAAAGUCCCAGAAUCAGCAAUUACCUGUCUUUAUCAGAAAAAAUAUCAAGAUGAGGUUGAAGCAUCUCUUAAAGCGGCACAAGAUCCAUCUGUUGUUAAUGAAGAGGGGAUGAAUAAAGAUGGAGGAGAAGAUUCAAGUAACAAUAUUUCUGGAAAAUUAAUUACACCAAAUGUUCGAGUAAAGACAGAAUUGGAUCAACGUAAAAUGCAACUUACUGCUGAUCAACUUUAUUCUUAUGCAAAGGAUCGCUUUAAAUUUAAAGAAAUUUGUAUUUAUCGUUUUGGAAAAUGGACAGAAGCACGGAAUUUUUAUAAAAAACGAAAAAUGCGGCAACUUUUGGUUGGCGGAGAGGGAAGAGAAGGUGGACAUAUGAAAACAGGAUUUAAAACACGAGAAGAACGGCCAGGACUUCCCAGUGAUGUAAAAUUGAUUACUGUUCCUUCACUUGAAAUUGAUUCAAAGCCAAACAAAAGACUUUUUUAUUUAAAUCCGCAAGGAAAAACUUCUGUUAGUAUUUUACAUGAAUUUGUACAAAAAGCACUCAAAUGCACUGUUAGAUAUUUCUUUAGCGAGACUAGAAGUAGUGCUACCCCUUAUCAUUGUGCAGUCAAACUAGUAUUGAAUAAUUCUCAAACUACCACACAAAAUACCGGUCGUAAAAGAUUUUAUAAUUCUCAACAAAAUCAACAACCUUACGCAGAAAUUGUUAAACAAAAAUUGGCAUUAAUGCAUGAAGAUUUUAAUAAAAUAAAUUCUGGACAAAAACUUUCUAGCAGUACUGAUGCUGAAAAUAAGACUGCUGAUGAUCCUUCUGAUUCAGAAUUCGUUGUACUCGGCGAAGGUUUUGGCCCUGGUAAAAAGCAAGCAAAAAUGAUAGCUGCAAAGGCUGCUGUUGAGAAACUUGUACCUGGUGUUGAGUUUGAUGUUGAUGGAAUUGCUUGUAAUAGUAAUAACAGAAAUGAACUCUCUGAAAAUGCUCCAACCUCUUCCAACAAUUUAAUUACAAGUUGCCCUUUGAUGGCUUCUGGAACUUCUGUUGGGUCGUCAAUUACUGAUGGUGAUAGAAAUGAUUUGCAUAUUUUUGAUAUGAUUGGAGUGACUGAUACAAGAAUACCUGAAUUAUGUGCACGUGCUGGGCAACCUUCCCCAUAUCUUGUGCUUCAAGAAUAUUUAAAAAGACAUUCUGCAUUUGGAGAUACAGCAAUUAAUUUAACUAGUCGUUUACUUCGUCAUCAACGUCACGAAUUUAAAUUGUCAAUUGGUGAGGAAUUGAGCGUUAAAGUAAUUAGUGGAAAUAAAAGAGAAGGAAAGCAAAUUGCCGCUCAAGCAAUGUUAAAAAAAUUACAUCCAGAGAUUGAAACAUGGGGUGCAAUCUUGAAACUUUAUGGUCAUGAAGCACAACAGAAAUUCCGAGAUGCUAGGAAAAAUAAAGAUAGUGUGGUUAAACUACAAAGUAUUCAAGAUGAAGCAAAUGUUCGCCAAUUUCAACCAAAUAAACUUAUUUUGGAAAAACUUCGAAAUGAAAUGCUUAAACUCUCCGGCGAUUUAAUCAAAAAUUGUUCUUCUAACAACCAAACGGAUGGAGAAGAGCCUCUUGCAAAAUUUAGACGAUCUGAUUUUUGUUCAGAAUUGCCUAUACUUAGUGAAGAAAAGCUUUCCGAACUUUCAGCUAAAUUUAUGUCAGAACGUCCAGAAUUACAAAAAUGUUUGCCUUCUGUUAGGUUCUGA